This is a messenger RNA of Rhinolophus ferrumequinum (greater horseshoe bat), 5479 nucleotides long. RefSeq names its product SUN domain containing ossification factor (gene SUCO). Gene Ontology annotation, cellular component: cytoplasm; membrane. NCBI's taxonomy places the organism in Eukaryota, Metazoa, Chordata, Mammalia, Chiroptera, Rhinolophidae. The record is from RefSeq and is a predicted model, not a curated record. Gene Ontology annotation, biological process: regulation of bone remodeling; protein folding in endoplasmic reticulum. Bases 143 to 3913 code for a protein of 1256 amino acids. The transcript is spliced from 24 exons.
GAGCCGCUUCCCCGGCGCCGCAGCCUGUAGGACUCUCGCUCCCAUCCUCGCGCUCCGGCGCCGGCUCCUCCAUCUUGGCCUGGGCAGUGGCGGCUGCCGGGAGGAUGUGCCGCCUUCUGGCCGGGGGAAGAAGGAGGAGAAGAUGAAGAAGUACCGGCGGGCCUUGGCCCUGGUCUCCUGCCUCUUUCUGUGCUCCCUGGUCUGGCUCCCCAGUUGGCGUGUGUGUUGUAAAGAGAGUUCUUCAGCUUCAUCAUACUACUCUCAUGACGACAGUUGCGCGCUAGAAAAUGAAGAUGUGCAAUUCCAGAAAAAGGAUGAAAGAGAGGAACCUGUCAGUACUGAGUUAUCAGGAAAAGUGGGUUCAAACUUACCUGUUCCUCCAGAAGAACAUAAAUUAAAAGAUGAAGGCAUUGUGGAAGUACAAAAUACGGAGUCAAAAAAGUUAAGUCCACCGGUGAUUGAGACACUCUCUACAGUUGAUCUACAUGAAGAUUCUUCCGGUGCAGUUGUGGGCAGUGAAAACAUAGAAAAUAUUUCCAGCUCAUCUACCUCAGAGAUCAUUCCAAUCUCAAAGCUUGAUGAAAUAGAAAAUUCUGGUACUAUUUCUAUAGCCAAGCCACAUGAGACUGAGCAGCCUGAAACUGAUUGUGACGUUGGCGAGGCUCCUGACACACAUGCUGCAGUUGACCAGCCUUCCUUUGUCCGUCCACAUGAAAGUCUUGUUGGCCAGCAUAUAGAAAAUGUGUCAUCUUCACAUGGCAAAGGAAAGAUAACAAAAUCAGAAUUUGAAUCAAAAGUUUCAGCAAAUGAUCAAGGUGGCAGUGAUCCAAAAUCUGCAUUGAAUGCUUCAGAUAAUUUAAAAAAUGAGAGUUCUGAUUAUACAAAACCAGAAGAAACUGACCCUACAUCUGUAACAAGUCCCAAAGAUCCAGAAGAUAUACCAACGUUCGAUGAAUGGAAGAAGAAAGUUAUGGAAGUAGAAAAAGAAAAAAGUUUGUCUGCAGGUCAGUCAAUGCAUACAUCUUCUAAUGGAGGUCUACAUGCCACGAAAAAGGUCCAGAAAAAUCGAAAUAAUUAUGCCUCAGUAGAAUGUGGUGCCAAAAUUUUGGCAGCUAAUCCAGAAGCCAAGAGUACAUCUGCUAUUCUUAUAGAAAAUAUGGAUCUUUAUAUGUUGAAUCCUUGCAGCACUAAAAUUUGGUUUGUUAUUGAACUUUGUGAACCAAUUCAAGUAAAGCAGUUUGAUAUUGCAAAUUAUGAAUUAUUUUCUUCUACUCCUAAAGAUUUUCUGGUUUCUAUCAGUGACAGAUAUCCCACAAAUAAGUGGAUUAAGCUGGGUACUUUCCAUGGAAGAGAUGAGAGGAAUGUCCAGAGUUUCCCUUUAGAUGAACAGAUGUAUGCAAAAUAUGUGAAGAUGUUCAUCAAGUACAUAAAGGUGGAGCUGGUAUCCCAUUUUGGAUCAGAGCACUUCUGUCCAUUAAGCCUUAUAAGGGUAUUCGGUACUAGCAUGGUAGAAGAGUACGAGGAGAUUGCUGAGUCCCAGUAUCAGUCAGAACGUCAAGAACUAUUUGAUGAGGACUAUGAUUACCCACUGGAUUAUAAUACUGGGGAGGAUAAAUCCUCAAAAAACCUUCUUGGUUCUGCUACAAAUGCCAUUCUAAAUAUGGUGAAUAUUGCCGCUAAUAUUCUGGGAGCAAAAACUGAAGACCUGACAGAAGGAAAUAAAAGUGUAUCUGAGAAUGCCACUGUCACAGCUGCACCGAAAGUGCCUGAACCAGCAGCUCCUGUUUCAACUCCGGUUCCAUCAACUGAGUUUGUAACCACUGAAAUACAUGGCCGUGACACAGAGCAGCCAACACCAGAUACUCCCAAAGAGAGCCCCAUUGUACAGCUAGUUCAAGAGGACGAAGAGGAGGCAAGUCCGUCCACAGUGACCCUUCUGGGGAGUGGUGAACAGGAGGAGGAAUCAUCUCCCUGGUUUGAGUCAGAGACACAAAUAUUUUGCAGUGAACUGACCACAAUUUGUUGUAUUUCUAGUUUCUCAGAAUACAUAUAUAAGUGGUGUUCAGUUCGAGUUGCUCUUUAUUGGCAACGCAGCACAACUGCUCUGAGUCAAGAGAAGGGUUAUCUUGUGUUGGCUCAGCCACCUUCACUGCUUCCUGCCGAAUCAGCAGAUGUUCCAGUAUUGCAGCCUCCUAUGGGAGAGUUGGACCAGAAGAGGAAGGAAAAGGAAGCUGAGACUGAUGUUCUGGGUGACGUGAGGAGCACGCACCAAAGUGAUCCGGUUAAUCACACUGCAGAUGCAAUUGAACUCGAACCAAGCCUUCCUCAGACUCUUCCUCAGUCUCUUCUCUUAGAUGUCACUCCAGAAAUUCAUUCAGUGUCUAAGAUAGAAGUAUCUGAGCCUGUUAAAUAUGAGGCGGGACACACACCAUCCCAAGUGAUUCCCCAGGAGAGUUCUGUUGAGGUUGAUACCGAAACGGAAAAGAAGUCUGAGGGUGUUAGUUCUGUCGAGAAGCCAACUGCGAUCUAUGAAACAAAUAAACUUACUGAAGUAAUGGAUAAUACUGCAAAAGAAGACAUAAAGUCCACGCAGGUUAUCGCAAAGCCGUCAGAAACAAUAGUGCCACCUGUCAGCACAGCUCCUGUGCCAGACACUGAAGAUGGGGACGGCAACAUGAACGUAGCUGACACGCCAAAGCAAACUGUGACUCCUGUUGUGGAUUCUUCUUCAUUGCCUGAAGUAAAAGAGGAAGACCAGUCUCCAGAAGAUGCUCUUUUAAGAGGGUUACAGAGGACAGCUACAGAUUUUUAUGCAGAGUUGCAAAAUUCUACAGAUCUAGGAUAUGCUAAUGGCAAUCUUGUACAUGGAUCCAACCAAAAGGAGUCCGUGUUUAUGAGACUUAAUAAUCGUAUUAAAGCCUUAGAAGUGAACAUGUCUCUCAGUGGUCGCUAUCUGGAGGAGCUUAGCCAAAGGUACCGAAAACAAAUGGAAGAAAUGCAAAAGGCUUUCAAUAAAACAAUAAUAAAACUUCAGAAUACUUCGAGAAUAGCAGAGGAGCAGGAUCAGCGGCAAACUGAAUCCAUCCAGUUGCUACAGGCACAGCUGACCAACAUGACACAGCUUGUUUCCAACUUAUCGGCAACAGUAGCAGAAUUAAAACGUGAGGUUUCAGAUCGACAAAGCUAUCUCAUCAUAUCUUUGGUUCUCUGUGUUAUUUUGGGACUGAUGCUUUGUAUGCAGCGUUGUCGAAACUCCUCUCAGUUUGAUGGAGAUUACAUUUCAAAACUUCCUAAAAGUAAUCAGUAUCCAAGCCCUAAAAGGUGUUUCUCAUCCUAUGAUGAUAUGAAUUUGAAAAGGAGAACUUCAUUCCCACUCAUUCGAUCCAAGUCUCUACAGUUAACUGGCAAAGAAGUAGACCCAAAUGCUUUGUACAUUGUAGAACCCCUCAAGUUCUCUCCAGAAAAAAAGAAGAAACGCUGCAAGUACAAAACAGAAAAAAUUGAGACCGUAAAGCCAGCAGAUCCAUUGCACCCUAUAGCCAAUGGAGACAUAAAAGGAAGGAAGCCCUUUACGAACCAGAGAGAUUUUUCUAAUAUGGGAGGCGUUUAUCACUCAUCUUAUAAGGGUCCUCCAUCUGAAGGAAGCUCGGAAACUUCGUCACAGUCAGAAGAGUCCUAUUUUUGUGGCAUUUCAGCUUGCACAAGUCUGUGCAACGGACAGACCCAAAAGACAAAGACUGAGAAGAGGGCUUUAAAACGAAGGCGCUCUAAAGUCCAAGACCAAGGAAAGUUGAUAAAAGCUCUGAUACAGACUAAGUCAGGGUCAUUGCCGAGCCUGCAUGACAUCAUGAAAGGAAACAAAGAGAUCACCGUGGGAACAUUAGGUGUUACAGCAGUCUCGGGACAUACCUAGAAUUAAUCGAACUUUUCAUACUGGAGACUUUAUUGUUGUUCUUUGAAGAACAGUCUGUGGUAUUUGAAGGGUUUGUGGGGGUGGGGGGAGAAAAUAGUAACGGGAAAAGUAUUCAGAAAUUAUGAUUUCUGCCUUUUUAAAAAGUAGGUGGGAUUGUGUCAAUCUUGGUUAACAAGCUGCAGUUCUACAAGGCUGAUCAGUUCUUGCAAGGACACCGGUAAACGUUUUAUACAGAUGUUUUUUCACAGAUUAAUUACUGGGGCAAAAGUAAUGUGGAAGCCCAGUCCUUGGGUGGGAUAGGAACGGAAGCCUAAACCUUUUCCUUUAGCUUUGUUCCUAUUUCUCGCACCUUCCCAUAUUUAUGUGCCUUUUGUCUAUUUAUAAUGCCACUGGAAGAGGAGGGGGAAUUUUUUCUGUCAUUUGAUUUUUAUUUUUUAUUUUUUAUAACUUUGUUAGUUUUCUGAAGCCGCAAACACUACAAGGCUUUAAGGUUAUCUGCACCUGAAGUUCAGCAGUGGGGUCAGACAGUGGAAAGAUCCUGAAGACCUGUCAGCAAGACCUGGUUAGCCAACUCACUUGAAACAAAUGCUUGCUGGAAUUUUUAAGUCUGUUCUUUUAGGUAAAUGGUGAUAAUGUUAUUUUCUUUUAACUUAUUCACACUAGCUUUUUUUCAGUUAUUAAUUCAAUGAGGAAAACACAACCACAAGAUCUUUUCUUACAUAUGACUGAUAUUUGCAGAUAACUGUUUUAUAAAUUCACCUUUUAAACACAUUUAACCACUUGUACAGGUUUUCUUUAUCUACAUUACAUUUUGAACAUCUGCAAUAAGCAGUAAUUCUCCAGCGUUUCCAUUACUACAUAUAGAAAAUGUGAAGGUUUGUCAGAUGAGUGCAGGCCUCACGUGACGGAAUCAAAGCGUGUGGACACGUGCACGGAACCAGCAGUGAGCGUCAAGCCUUGUCCAUCGGUCAAGUCGAAAGGGAUUGUAUAGUCCUUGAUGUUUGCUUGCUUUGUAGUGGCUGCAAACGUGCAGAGGUAUCCAUGUGUGAGGUCCAUGUGUCUGUCUUCAUUUUGUCCUUUUUUCCCUUUAAUUGGCAGCGACUGUCUUUGAGUAAAAUGAUUUGUUAGUAUGUGUUUGUACAGUAAUGAGUGAAAGUGGAAAAUUUCUUUCUGAAAGGGAGAGGAUUGACCAUUUUGUGUUGUAAGACUUAACUUAUUGAGCACUUUUAGUAAUAACUAUUUUUAGACUUCUCUAAUACCUUUCUGGGGGUAUUGUUUGUAAUGUGACUUAUUUAAAGCCUUUUUUGUUUGUUUAAGUUGCUGCUUUAGGUUGACAGUAUGUUCUAGGUGAUUUACAUUUUUUUCCAGUCUGUACAAUUAGCCAUUCAGAGCAAGAGGCCUGAUUGUAUAGAAACCCACUGAGAAGCGGUCCAGAGUGCAGGCGGGGCGGGAAGUCACCCCGUGGCAGCACCCCGUGUCGUGGGAAGGUGACUUUUCACUGUAGCUACGGAGCUGUAGUGCCAUUAGAAACUGUGAAUUUCCAAAUAAAUCUGAACACUUGUCUUU